This is a messenger RNA of Lasiosphaeria miniovina, 3030 nucleotides long. RefSeq lists its product as uncharacterized. The coding region runs from base 1 to 3030 and encodes 1009 amino acids. The transcript is spliced from 2 exons. The record is from RefSeq and is a predicted model, not a curated record. Lineage: Eukaryota; Fungi; Ascomycota; Sordariomycetes; Sordariales; Lasiosphaeriaceae.
AUGCUGUCCAACCUCGGAAACAAGGAGCAGGGCCAGGGCCCCAACUACAAGCCGGCUGUGCUGAAAUGGCCAUUCCUGCUGGUCCUGUUUCUUAGCAUUUGCAGUCUCGCGGGGUUGCUCGAAUGUGCUCGUAGGGUCUUGCCCAGUGCCGAGGAGCACGCCGACGUCGACCGGCUUCUUGGCACACCACUGCUGUCCCCGAUCCCCGGUCCCCGCCCUUCAAGAAGCGCGGCCCCGGCUCGGAAUGCCUCGCCAUCUCCUCAACCUGCCAGAGCCAGGCGCCAAGCAGCCGGCCCAGUACCGUCACUGCGGUGGCCGCGUGGAAACACGACGGCCUUUAACCAGACGGCAGCCAACACCACAGCCACCACAGCCAACACCACAGCCAACAACACACUGCACAACAGCCCGGGGCCGGUCCAAGUUCUCGACAACAGCCUGGCCACGGCCAAUAGCUGGAACGGGUGGCCGAGCGGGCCAGGCCCCAGAGCCCUCUUCCUCCAGCCGAACUACUACGCGGACGAGUCGCUGCCGAUUAGUUACUACUACCCCAUUGUCCCCGAGAGCGUGUCGUGGGAUGCCGUGAAAUAUUACGAGUGCGGCGGGCCCAAGACGGCGCCCGACAUGUGCGAGUGCGACUUUAUCCUAUUUGGGCUGGUACCAGCCGACACACCGCAGGACCAGCGGCCCCCCGGAACGUGCGCGGCACGCCAGGAGAUGACAAGCUCGUCCUUCCCGUGCGCGCCGGAUCCGGCCGAGUCGAAACGCAUGUAUACCGCCAUGGCCAACGCCUACUACGACUGCGUGGGUGAUUUCGGAGACGCCGCCCUAGCGCAAAUCCAGGGCCAGGGCAAAACCUCACACCGCGGCUACGGGCCGGGACAGGCCGCCUUUUCCGUCAGCCUGUGGAUGCCGGCCCUGGUCACACGGAUGGACAGCCCGCCGCCGGCCACGACGGCCAUCGUGCGAGUCACGCGCUCUUUCGAGGCCGUCUCGCAGCUCCCCGACGGCCGCGAGGUCACCUACACCAACACGGCCACCGUCUUCAUCGCCGAGCCCGCCGUGUGGCAGACGGCCGUCGUCACCACCCUGACCGGCUCCCACGGCCACCCCACGGCCACGUCCACGAGCUUCCCCCGCGGCAUGCUCGUCGGCACCCAGGACGUCGUGGUCACGCUGCGAGACGCCAACGGCUCCCCAACCGCCACCGUGGCAACGCCCGCCCCGCUGUCGACGCACGUCGUCACCCUGACCGACUCGGCUGGCGUGUCAACGGCCACGGUGACCGAGUACGCGUCGUUUCCCGACGUCGGCGCCGACACGGCCGUGGCGCGCGUGCCGGCGCGCGGCGACUACUUCGUCGGGUCGUUCGUGCCGGUGCUGCUGGCGACGCUGCUGUCCAUCAUGAUCGAGACGGUCGACUCGCAGCUCAAGAGCCUGCUUCCCUUCCACGCGCUCACGCGGCCCGGCGGCGCCCUGGCCCGGCACUCGCUGUCGCUGAGCACGGCCGGGCCCGCCAGCCGCGUCAACAGCCUGCGCCAGCUGUACCGCUUCCGCGAGCCGCUGUCGUUCCUGGGCGACCUGCUCGUGCUCGCGGCCAGCGUGCUGACGGCGCUGUCCAGCGAGGUGGUCACCGUCGAGUGGUUUGGGCCGUGCAACAACAACAGCUACGACGGCUGCUUCAUCAUGCUGUCCGUGUACCAGACGCGCGUCGGCGUGGCCCUGGCGCUGCUGGUGUUCAUGGCUACCGUGGCGGCCGUGCUAGCCGUGGUGCUGUUGCGCUGGCGCACCGGCGUGGCCGCGCCGCCGUGGAGCAUGGCCUCGCUGGCGGCGCUGGUCGCCGGAUGCCGCCACACGCGCGAGCUGCUGCAGUCGGUCGAGCUGCGCGACGGCGAGCGCCACAUCCCGCCCGAGCGGUUCCGCGAGCAGCUGCAGGGCUGGCGGUUCGCGCUGGGCGCGUCCAAAGACGGCCUCGACUACGGUAUCACGGUGGUGGCCGCUGACGGCCAGGCCCAGGCCCAGGACUGGCUUUCCGAGUCUGCCUCCGCCGCCGCAUUCUCGGGCGAGAAGAUGUCGUCGUUUGACGACUCCAGCUCCACGACGACAGGCCCGCCGCCACGAAACAAGCCCUCGACAGCAAGCCAGAAGAACCUGCUGGAGAAGAGCCUGCUGGAGAAGAACCUGGUGGAGAAGAACCUGGUGGAGAAGAACCUGCUGAAGAACCUGCUGGGUUGGGUCGGACGCCACCCGAAAGUCUACGACUACACGAUCCAGACCGUGUUCCUCCUCAUCCUGGCCGCGCUGCUCGGCGUCAUCCUCCGCUACGACACGGUCGUGGCGACGGUCGAAGACAGCGCGUUCGAGGCUUUUAUGGACAGCCAGAACUUUGGCGUGCGCUUCGUUUUUACCGGCGUCGGAGUUAUUAUCACCUUUUUCUGGGACUACUUGUUUGCCCGCACAUCGGCGAUGAACCUGUACCAGAAGAUGUCGCGCCGGCCGCAGCGGGCCGCGUCGUCCAUCCUCGCGUCACCCACGACGACCGUGUUUGGCAGCCUCGGGCGGGCAGUGGCCGACGGCGACGUGCUGGCGGGCGCGGUGGCGGCGGCCACGGUGCUGUCCAGGUUCACGCCGAUCCUGCUGUCCAACAUCCCGUUCAAGCCGACGCAGACGUGGCAGACGCACUACGUGUGCGCGUGGGCCACGGUUGCUGUGCUGGCUUUCAUGCUGGCGGUGCUGCUGGCCGCGCUAGCCGCGCGCGUCUGCCGCCCCGGCCCGCCACUGCCCGCCGAGCCCGGCUGCUCGGUGGCUGAAGCCCUGUACUACGUGUGCGACUCGCGCCUGCUGCGCGACUGCGAGGGCCUGGCGCGCCUGGGCGUCGCCGACCGCAACCGCCGGGUGGUGCAGAUGGGCCGCCGCUAUCGCUUCGGCACCAUGGUGGGCGUGUCGGGGCGGACGAGGAUAGGCGUCGACUAUGCCGAUGCCAGGAGUAGUAGAUAUGCCGAUGCCAGGAGUAGUAGACUUGUGCUGUAA